Messenger RNA from Trichomonas vaginalis G3, 1210 nucleotides. Its product is annotated as intracellular protein transport. The transcript has a single exon. Lineage: Eukaryota; Parabasalia; Trichomonadida; Trichomonadidae. Gene Ontology annotation, biological process: intra-Golgi vesicle-mediated transport; protein secretion; intracellular protein transport. Gene Ontology annotation, cellular component: endoplasmic reticulum; endoplasmic reticulum-Golgi intermediate compartment; COPI vesicle coat. The annotation marks the transcript as partial. The record is from RefSeq and is a predicted model, not a curated record.
AUGAAGAAGAAGGCUGGAGCAAAAAGUACUGAUCCUAAAGACAUUAAUACUUCUGCGAUUAUCAAUAAAUCACGUGUAUUCCGUGAUGUUACAUUAGAUCUUUCUAAAUGUAGAGCAGCUAUGAUUGCAAUUUUACAAGCAACAGCAAUUGGCGUUCAAUUCACUGACAAAGAGCAAACUGAACUAUUUUUCAGUUUAACACAACUUAUGCAUAAUCAAGAUCCAUAUAUUCAUCGCCUUCUUAUUCUUUUAUUGAAGCAAAUUAAAAUUAAACCACAUGAUGCUAUUAUUAUCACUCACUCUCUUAGUAAAGACAUUAAUGGCGAAGUAGCAAUGACACAAGGCCAUGCUAUUCGUUGUUUAUGCUCUCUUCUCGAUGCAAAUAGUGCAUUAACUCUCGAAAAGUUCCUUAAGCCUGCCAUCAGCUCAAAUAACCCAUAUACAUCAUCAUCAGCACUUUGUGGUGCUCUUAAGAUUAUUGAAGGUGGCAGAAAAGACGCCGUUUUAAGGUGGCUUUAUGAAAUUCGUCAAGCAUCAAAUUCAACACAACGAUCUGUUCGUUUUCACGCAUUACUUCUACUUCAUGCUCUUCGAAGUGAUGAUCUUCAUGCGUCUGCUCAAUUAUCGAGUACAUUAGAACCAUCUAAGAGCAUUCUUGAACAAUGCAUCCAAAUCUCGAUUGCUACACAAACUCUCAAGCUCAAACAAACCGAUCAAGUUAUGAAUUUCUUACGUCAAUCAAUCAAUUCUAAUUCACCACAAACAUGUCUUGAAACCAUUCGUAAAUGCGGUUCAUACUUACCUAACGAGUCCGCCACUGCGAUUUUUUCAUUCUUUGGUGGUUCAAUUCUUCGGUCGUUCGCCGCAGUCCGUACUAUUGCAAAUUCGACAAACAUCCAAGUCUAUUCAUCACUUCUUCCACAAAUCAUCGAACUUACUAAGCACAGCAACAGCUCUCUUGCCGCCCUUGCCAGCAUCUGCGUUCUUCGUCUUGGCGAUGAAUCACACAUGGACAUCGCUACUAAGCGUAUCCUUAAGAACUGCAAGAAAUGGGCUACACCACUUCUUAAAUCAGUUGCACAAGAGGCAUGUGUCUUUGCUGGCAAGUACAAAUCGGACAAGUUAACAGACGUCGCAGUUUUACUUCUCAAAUACACGAAUGACAAGAAAUCUAAGUUCUCGAUCCUUCGAUCUCUUCUUACUACAGAAG